AUGAUAGUUCAGUCAAACUUACAGUAGUUGAUUAUAAUUAUCGCAGAAGAAAAUGGAAUGAUGAUAAACAAAAGCAGCUGAAUAUUCUUCCAUCAUUUUAUCGUAAAGAAAAUUUAGAAAAUUUUAUAGUACAUUGUGAAAUUCUUGAAAAUGAUGAUUUCAUUACGAUUACACGUAUUGGUGUAUUUAUAUGGACCUAUAAACUUUCCGACAUUAAGAUGCACUAUUAUUGGAAUGAUUGUAAUGAUCGUUUAGAGGGUUUCGUUUUUGAAAAGACAAAGCUUAAAAUUCUCUCCGAGAAAUGGACUUCAGGAAGAAUUCUUCCUGCUUCAAAUUAUGAAACUAUCCAUGAAAAUCUAGAUGUAAAAUUUGGCGAUAAAGAGCUUUUUAAAGAGUUUUUGACAAGUAAUAUCGAUGAAGAAUUCUAUUUAACUUGCUACGGAAAAAUUCUUAUGAAAACAUUAAUUUCAUUAAAAGACGAAAAAUGUAUUCGAUGUUUAGGUCUCAGCUGUAUGGAAAAGUUCGUGAAAGAUAAAAAUCAUCUGAUUUCUAAAAUUUCAUUAUUGAGUAUUAUUUUUGAAAGCUUUGAAGAACUAUCAGAAAAUCAUCCUGCUUUUAUAGCAAGUGUUUUAUCUUUGAUAGGAUUUGUAGUUCCUUCUAAUACCGUAAUUCCAGACUCUAUUUCUUCACAUCUUUCCGCUUAUGGAGGACAUUAUCAUUUAUCAACAACAUCAUUUCUCGAUAUAUUAUUUUCUAAUUUUUGGAAUCGUUGGAUUAGCUUUCAAGAAACUUUUCAAAAUAGUUUUCAAAAUUUUCAAGAGAACCAUCCUUAUUUUCAAGAUUUAAUUGUACAUGUUUCUGGACAUAACCUUAAUGAAGUUCUUCUACUCCCUGAAGAACAGCCUUCGUUUAAAGAUAUUGAGGGGACUAUUAAAGGUAUGCCUCUUAAACAAAUUAAGAAGGAUAUUAGAGACCUGCCCACUAUUGGUCAAAUUGAGGAAGUUAUUAAAGAUCUGCCCACUAUUAGUCAAAUUGAGAAGGUUAUUAAAGAUCUGCCCACUAUUAGUCAAAUUGAGAAAGUUAUUAAAGAUUUGCCAACUUUUAAACAGCUUGAGAAUGAUAUUAAGGACCUUAAGGAUUUAAAAAAAUCAAUUGAAGAUCUAAAAACAAAUAAAUAA
This is a messenger RNA of Dentiscutata erythropus, 1178 nucleotides long. Lineage: Eukaryota; Fungi; Glomeromycota; Glomeromycetes; Diversisporales; Gigasporaceae. The record is from the annotation of a GenBank genome assembly.